Messenger RNA from Sardina pilchardus (European sardine), 2053 nucleotides. It is a transcript of the gene gtpbp6, whose product is annotated as GTP binding protein 6 (putative). The coding region runs from base 253 to 1893 and encodes 546 amino acids. Gene Ontology annotation, cellular component: cytoplasm. Gene Ontology annotation, molecular function: GTP binding; ribosome binding. The record is from RefSeq and is a predicted model, not a curated record. The transcript is spliced from 10 exons. NCBI's taxonomy places the organism in Eukaryota, Metazoa, Chordata, Actinopteri, Clupeiformes, Clupeidae.
UGUACUACAGAACAGAAUGUCGACUUGAGCAGGGAUUCAGGGAAUGUCUUUUGCGUUUGCAUUAACAAUGCGCAGUCGACAUAACAUCUAUGCCUGUGCUGUCUUUGAGGUCAGAUGAACGGCUGCAUACGUAUUAUUGUAUAAUAAAGUACAUGUUGUAGCACAUCAGGAAUCAUCUUAUACAAUGCAGCACGUGGUUACUGCUCCAUGACAUUCACCUGAACUGUCAAAAUAAGUAGCCUAUUAGCGACCAUGAGCGUCCUCGCUAAUUGUUGUAAGAGUAGAAUAUGGGGAUAUAGUUGGACUCUGAAGUUGCGGCAUUGGGAAAAUGGACAUUUGGAGAAACUGCGGCGAGCAUCAAUUCACAUAAGUCAUGCAAAGAAACCAAAGUUGCCAUGUUCAGUUCAGAUAACCACUUGUUUACGGCAUGCACAUUUUAAGUCAGUCAUAAAUUCCAGAAGUUUUUCCACUACACGUUGCGCGUUUAAAAGCAAUAGAAACACGACAGAGCACUCCAACGCAGAAGAUGAAGAUGAAGGAGGUGACGAAGAUGUCAUCGGAGACAGCGAAGUUGACGAACUUUUUCACCAGUUUGUGCCAACAGCUAUUGGGGAUGGAGAUCAUAGAGUACUCAUAGUGCACCCUGACGUAAAGUGGGGGAGUAAAAAGCAGUAUCUGACCACAGCUGAGCUCCAAAUGGCAGAGGCAGUUGGUCUGGUCCAGACACUGCAAAACUGGACAGUGGUCAACAAGGUCAUCAUGUCUACUAAGACGCCAGAGAAAAGGAAGAUAUUUGGCAAAGGCAACUUUGAAACCCUUACAGAGAAAAUAAGGAAGACCCCAGGGAUCACCGCUGUGUUUGUGAAUGUAGAACGCCUGUCUCCAUCAGCUGAAAGGGAACUACAGGAGGCAUGGGGGGUGAAGGUCUUCGAUAGAUAUACAGUGGUGCUACAUAUUUUCCGCCGCAAUGCUCGCACCAAAGAAGCAAAACUUCAAAUCUCCCUGGCAGAAAUUCCACUUUUAAGGUCACGUAUAAAGAAUGAAGUGGCGAACCUCGACCAGCAAGGUGGAGGCUCAAGAUACAUCAUGGGCUCUGGUGAGACGGCCAUGGAGGUGCAGCAGAGGCUUCUGAAAGAGAGGGAGCUGAAGAUCCGAGCGACUCUGGAACAUCUGAGACGGAAAAGACACCUGCUCCGCUCACAGCGCAAAAACAAAGACUUCCCCACUGUGUCCGUCAUGGGCUAUACCAACUGUGGCAAAACCACUCUCAUCAAAGCCCUGACGGGCGACGCUGGCCUCCAGCCCAAAGACCAGCUCUUUGCCACCCUGGAUGUCACAGUUCACGCUGGGGAGUUGCCCAGUUACAUGACCGUCCUGUACGUUGAUACUAUUGGUUUCCUGUCCCAGCUUCCCCAUCAGCUCAUCGAUUCCUUCUCUGCUACUCUGGAGGAUGUGACACACUCGGACCUCAUUAUUCAUGUGCGAGACAUCAGCCACCCAGAGACAGCGUACCAGAAGGCGAACGUCUUGAACGUCCUUAAGAACUUGCAGAUCCCUGACAGACUCAUGAACACAAUCAUAGAGGUCCACAACAAGGUGGAUCUCAUCAGCGAGUAUGAGGCCACAGAACCUGACUGCUUGCCAAUUUCAGCACUGAAAGAACUCGGCUUGGAGGAUCUGAGACACAAGGUGGAGGAAGGAAUAAUGAAAUCCACCGGGAAACAAAUCCUGUCCCUCAAAGUGGACCUCAGCAGCCCUCAGCUGGGAUGGCUUUACAAAGAGGCCACUGUGCAGGAAGUGGAAGCUGGGGGAGACGACUGCAUGGCCACCGUCAAGGUCAUCAUCAGCGUCGCCGCAUAUGGUCGCUACAGGAAGCUGUUCCAGAACACUUGACAGCAGGACAGGCUGUCCUUGUCUCCUAGCUGCACCCAGACUGCUACUCUGCCCUGCUCUCAAACAGCUUCUAUCUGCCACUGAUACCUGCUGUGGUGGACUCCGGAAUCUUGUCAGCCAAAGAAAUGAGGAAGGAGACCGAAAUAGAAAAUGGACAUAA